Anisakis simplex (herring worm) is the source of this 330-nucleotide messenger RNA. The record is from the annotation of a GenBank genome assembly. Lineage: Eukaryota; Metazoa; Nematoda; Chromadorea; Rhabditida; Anisakidae.
UUGUUUUCUUAUAUUUUCAGUCCAACCAUUAUUCAUCACUUCUAUGGUUACGAUCAAGUGUCGAAUCGAGAAGCACCGUUUUUAUAUCCGGAUUUUGCGGGUGGUUUAGCGAUCUCUUCAGCAUUGUUUCAACAACUUCAUCGCACAUCUUCAAACCAUCAACGAGCGACUGAUUUCUCGAUUGAUCCUAAACAUGAGUUUGCACGAAUGGUUUUCGAAACUGCUGAUGGGAUAACGUUGACAGAUACGCAUCGCUUUUGUUUGCUGCAUAAUGAGGCGAAUGACUGCAUAACCAGGUACAUCGAACCGACUUAUGAGUAUUUCGCCUGA